This is a messenger RNA of Engraulis encrasicolus (European anchovy), 1886 nucleotides long. RefSeq names its product arylacetamide deacetylase-like 4 (gene aadacl4). Gene Ontology annotation, cellular component: membrane. The transcript has 4 exons. Bases 55 to 1308 code for a protein of 417 amino acids. Lineage: Eukaryota; Metazoa; Chordata; Actinopteri; Clupeiformes; Engraulidae. The record is from RefSeq and is a predicted model, not a curated record. Gene Ontology annotation, molecular function: lipase activity; carboxylic ester hydrolase activity.
CAUCAGUGCACUUAAUGAGCUCUUAAAUCGGAAUAAUCCCGGUGGCAAACAAGCAUGGGUAUUUGGAUGGCCAUUUUCAUCCUUGGCCUGGGCGCCCUGGCCGCAGCCCUGUGCCUGGUGGUAAUUGGUGUCGUGUACUCGGAGAUGAUGGACUGCCACAUUCCGGCCGGCGUCUGCGGCCGGGCCAAGCUGCACAUGGUUCACUGCCUCCUCAUCGGAGUGGCAGUCAUCGGCCGGAUCCUGGAUCGUCUGGGCCUGUGCCAACAGGUCCGCUUCACACGCUGGUGCACUGGCCUGCUCUUGGGCUGCCGGCGUCCGGUUCCAGAGGGGCUCCGCAUCAAGGACCUGACCUUCGCAGAGGUGCCGGUCCGGGUUUAUGAGCCAACCAUCUCCUGCUCAGGCAAGAGGAGAGGCCUGGUGUACUUCCACGGUGGAGGCUGGGUGUCUGGAAGUAUAGAUACCUAUGAGGAGGUGUGCAGGUUCAUCGCGCUGAAAAGUGAAACCACUGUUGUGUCUGUUGGCUACCGUUUGGCCCCCGAGCACACGUACCCCACCCAGCUGGACGACUGCGAGGCCGCCACCUGCCACUUCCUGUCCGUGGCCGCGGACGGUUACGGCGUGGACCCCGGGCGGGUGGCGCUGGGUGGCGACAGCGCCGGGGGCAACCUGGCGGCGGCCUUGUGCCAGCGCCUGGCCCGGCGACAGGAGGGGCAUCUGCUCGCCGCCCCCUGUGCCCAGGUGCUCAUUUACCCAGCGCUGCAGAUGGCCGAUUUCAACCUGCCGUCAUAUCAGCAGAAUCGCUCGGUGCCCAUUCUGCUGCGGGCGCGCGUGGCUUUCUACUUCCUGCAGUAUUUGUGCGGGGAGGCGUACGCCUGCCCGGAUCUGUUGGAGGGCCUGCACGUGCCCGCCGAGCUGAAAGUGCACUACGGGCGCUGGCUCGACCCUGCCGACCUGCCCGCGGGCGCCCAGGAGCGCAGCUUCAAGCGGCGAGUGGCGUCGCAGCACGACGGCGAGAUUUACCACCUCGUCAAAGACGGCCUGGGCCCAGAGGUGUCACCGUUGUUGGCGGACGAUGCCGCGCUGAGCGCCGUGCCACCGGCGUUUGUCCUCACCUGCGAGUACGACGUGUUGAGGGAUGACGGCAUCUUCUACAGCAGACGGUUGGAGCGCCUGGGCGUGCCAGUCACGUGGCACAAUGUGCCCGAUGGCUUUCAUGGGAUUAUCAACUUUUACAACAAGGGCUGGCUGUCCUUUGCCUCGGCAGAGGGCGUUUUAGGCAGAGUUGUUGAUUAUAUGAAAACUCUGUAGAGCACUGGGAGGUCUUCAGAGGUCUGAUUAAUGUGUGCUGAGGUUACUGUUUAAGUGUCACUUGAGUCAUGCUGCACAGUAAAUUCUGCAGUGCUCAUUUAACACUUAGAGAGUUUAUUUGACAUAAUUUGGACUUAAAUGAACUCUCUAAGUGUUGAAUUAACUCGAGUCAUGCUGGAAUGGAUAAAUGAGGCCAAAGAUUGAAGUUGAUAUGCACUGUGAGACACUAAGACCCUGUUGAUUGUGGAUUUAUUCUGUAGAGCAGUUAGAAUGUGUUUUAUGACAUGAGGCUAGAAUCACUAUGAAAGUCACCCGUGGUGAUAUACGGAGAGUUGAUGAUUUGUGAUUCUGAAGUCUGUGGUGGAAAAACCUCAAAUCGAUGUUUUAUUUAUAGUCUGAAAAAUGAAUCACUGGACUGUUUUUUAUUGCCAAUGCAACAUGACGCCAUAUACAAUGCCAUUUACUAGCUGUCAGAAUUCAAUUCAUUGAUGUUUUUAUUGUAAGUUUAUGGUAAACAUGGGGAAAGUACUUGAUGGAACUGACACAUACUUCAUUUUAUAUUAAACACAUCUAUCUCA